AUGUCGUCUGGCGCGCCCCGCUUUCUACAGCCCUCGCGCCUCGCUCUUCUACAUACAAACAUAUGCGAGACCUUCGAAAUACACGACGUGCAUGAUUUCCAGCUCGAGACUGGGCAGAAUACCCUCCGGGGCAAGUCGACGGUGCUGAACGUUCCAACCGGCGGGGGCAAGACCAUUGCGUUCUACUAUGCGCUGUUUUACUAUUGGUAUCCCGGAAACACGACGCCUGAGGACCAGAAGAUUGUCCUGGUCAUUAGUCCCCUCAUCGCGCUCAUGGAAUCCCAGGCCGAUGAUCUUACCGCACGCGGAGUUCCAGCUGUGGCUCUCACUGGACGCAGAAUGAAGGGGGAAAGGCUUCUCGAGAACUGCGCUGCUGGCGAGUAUCGCGUCAUUCUCGUAUCCCCCGAGCUCGUGCUCUCACCAGGCUUCCGCAAUAUCGUCCUUCGAUCCCCUACAUUCCGAAGCAAUGUGAUCCAGCUCGUUAUCGACGAGGCGCACGCCAUAUGCGAGUGGGGAACGGACGACUUCCGCUCGGACUACCGCGAACUAGGACAGCUACGAGGCUUGCUUCCAAAAGGCAUCCCCGUCCUCUGCACAUCAGCCACACUCCCUCAAGAGGUUCUUGAUGAUAUCUGUGUAACGCUUUGCCUCCCCGACGACUGCGAGUUCAUCCUGUACUCGAACGCGAAGCCCAACAUCGCCCUGUCUGUUCGUCAACUCCAGCACCCCGACAACAGCUAUGCUGACCUCGUCACCCUAAUCCCCAAAAAUGCCAAGAGCGCCAGCGACAUCCCAAUGACCUUGGUCUAUGCCGGCAGCCGUACUGUCGUCGAGGAGAUACAAGACUUUCUCCGACGACAUCUCCCGGCCGGUAUCCCCCAAGGAUCCGUUGAGUUCUAUCACCGCUUCAUCGAGGAUGGCCGGAAGGACAUCAUCCUGGACCGCCUUCGUGCCGGGGACAUCCGCAUCUGCGUGUGCACGGAUGUACUUAGCUGGGGCAUUGAUCUUCGUAAUAUCGUCCGAGUAUACCUAUACAAGAAGCCGAAGACCUUCAACGCGAUGGUGCAGAAGUACGGCCGCUGCGUACGCUUGCCCACGGAGCUUGGGGAAUGUGUGUUGUUCGUGACGAAGGCCAUGUAUAGAUCAUAUGAGAAGGGGCUGGCGGAGUCGGCGGAUAUUGCACUAUUACAGUCUGAUCCCGAUGUUGGUGCGGGCGACGAGCAUGAUGUGGAUGUGGAUGAGGAUGUCAGGAUCGAGAAGGGUACUGAUGACGACUCGGCCCUGCCCACCCUGAAAGGCAAGCGGCUGAAGAGCUACGCGAAGCGAGACGAACAGUAUCUCAUCAGGUACAUCGGCACGAAGCACUGUCGACGCACAGUGUGGGACGAGUUCUUUGACAAUGCAAAUAAGCGCCAGCUCAAUCCUCCUGUCCCUAACGGCGCACGGUGCUGCGACAAUUGCACACCGAAUCUAUUCCCCAUCGACGCAGUCCUGCUUGAAGAUCCUAGCCAGCUGCAGAAGGGCCGACGGCAACGCGCUACGAAGGAGCUUGAGGCAUGUGUACGUGCCCGGCUGGAAGUCAUACGUGGUGAAUGGUUCGCAGCGGCGUAUCCUGCCGGCAGUCACUUCCUAUCCCCUUCCCACUUCCUCUCUGACGACCUCAUCGCUACUAUCUCAUCCACCGCCACAUCGUUCGGCAACCUACCCGAAUUCAACACUAAAUUCCGCUGGCACUGGUCGCCUCGAUACGGAUCAGAGCUUGUUGAUGCAGUUCUCGACGAGCGGCGGAAACUCGAGAUCCCUGCAGGGCCGAACAAUGACACCUCGUCCUCGUCGCGCACAGCUGAACCAGCAAUUGAAAUUCUCCCUCCCCCGAAGCGGAUACGGCUUGACAAAGUCUCUAUCGCGGCGUACAAGCGCUACCAAGACAUAUUUGGUCUUUGUCGCAGCGAGAUCGAGGGCUACGUCGAUUCUGCUGGUCAUAGCCCAGCGAAGCGAUUCAGGAGCCUGCCCCGAAGAGGCACGUCGCACGCUCAAGGACUAUGUCGACGAUUGGCACCUGCUCGCCCGCAAUACCCGUCUUCACUAUGGUGA
Schizophyllum commune H4-8 is the source of this 2094-nucleotide messenger RNA. RefSeq names its product P-loop containing nucleoside triphosphate hydrolase protein. Gene Ontology annotation, cellular component: cytoplasm; nucleus; chromosome. Gene Ontology annotation, molecular function: 3'-5' DNA helicase activity; nucleic acid binding; ATP binding. The transcript has 6 exons. Bases 1 to 2094 code for a protein of 697 amino acids. Gene Ontology annotation, biological process: double-strand break repair via homologous recombination. The record is from RefSeq and is a predicted model, not a curated record. NCBI's taxonomy places the organism in Eukaryota, Fungi, Basidiomycota, Agaricomycetes, Agaricales, Schizophyllaceae.